Molecule: messenger RNA, 2037 nt
Organism: Phaeoacremonium minimum UCRPA7
Lineage: Eukaryota; Fungi; Ascomycota; Sordariomycetes; Togniniales; Togniniaceae
Product: putative general alpha-glucoside permease protein
Exons: 2
Coding region: 1-2037 (678 amino acids)
Cellular component (GO): membrane
Molecular function (GO): sucrose:proton symporter activity
Source: RefSeq, a predicted model, not a curated record
AUGACGUCGUCAUUAGGCGGUUCUACAGUCACUGGCCGUUCCUCGGUCGAGGGCGACCGAUCCAACGCAAAAGGCAAGCGACCUCCAGCCCUCGCAGGCAACACCCCGCGCAUCAGCUCGAUAGACCACGCCCGCAACGACGACGUCAGCGAGCAAUCCCCCUUGCUCUCCCCUGCCUCCAACGAAAAUGAGGACGAUGGUUUUCUCGACGAUCAGGCCAUCGAGGACGAAUGGGAGGAGUUUCAGCAGACAAAGAGCGUCUGGUACCUGAUACUGUUGACAAUCAGCAUUGGAGGUCUACAAAUUGCAUGGUCGGUCGAGUUGUCAAAUGGCUCGCCGUACCUAUUAUCCCUGGGAUUGAGCAAGUCCCUGAUGGCUCUCGUUUGGAUUGCUGGCCCUCUCUCGGGAACGCUGGUCCAGCCGUACGUCGGCAUGUUGAGCGACAAAUGCAGGAUCUCAUGGGGCAAGAGGAAGCCAUUCAUGCUUGGCGGAGCGGCUGCCACAAUCUGCUCUCUCAUGAUUCUUGCCUGGACCAAGGAAAUCGUCGGUGGUUUCUUGGGUCUCUUUGGCGCUGAUCUUGAAUCCAAUGGUGUAAAGGUGUCCAUCAUCGUGGUAGCCGUUAUCUGGGUUUACAUACUGGAUUUCGCCAUCAAUACAGUCCAAGCUGCGAUCCGUGCCUUCAUCGUGGAUUGUGCACCAGCACAUCAGCAAGAGUCCGCCAAUGCAAUGGCUAGUAGAAUCACUGGCGUCGGUAACAUUGUUGGCUAUGUUGCCGGAUACGUGAAUCUUCCAGAAAUAACCUGGUGGCUCGGAAACACGCAGUUCAAAGAUCUCUGUGCCAUUGCCAGUAUUGCUCUGGGUGCGACGGUCAUCAUCAGCUGCGUCUUUGUCAAGGAGCGCGACCCACGCCUCGAAGGGCCUCCCGCUAAGAGCGAGCGACCUGGGGUGAUCUCAUUCUUCUCCACAAUCUUUACAUCCAUCAAGAGACUACCACCGCAGAUCAAGAAAGUGUGCAUUGUUCAGUUCUGCGCCUGGAUCGGCUUCUUCCCCAUGCUGUUCUACACCUCCUCCUACAUUGGUGAGAUCUACGCCGAGCCAUUCUUGGAGAAGAACCCGAAUAUGACACCGAAGGAAUUGGACAAACUGUAUGAAAAGGCAACUCAAGUCGGUACCUUUGCACUACUCAUCUUCUCCAUCACUAGCCUGGCGACCAAUGUGCUUCUGCCUUUCUUUAUCGCCCCUACGUACGAUAGCCAGCCGGUGCUCGCCACGGACGCUCCCGGAGAGGGCCCUGCGGAGUCAAUCCGAAGCUUCGGCUCAGACACGAAGUCCUGGUUGGACUAUCUCAUCAUUCCCGGCUUCACACUCCGACGUGCGUGGAUGUUCUCCCAGAUCCUGUUCACGAUCAGCAUGUUCUGCACCGUUUUCGUUCGCACUGUUCCAGCUGCUACCGCCCUCAUUGGACUGGUCGGUAUUACCUGGGCGCUGACGCUCUGGGCUCCUUGGGCAAUCAUCAGUGCGGAAAUCAGUCGACGAGAUGCUACGAUUCGUGCGCAGAGGCAGCAGCGGAUGUUUUCUCCUCACCGAGACCACUCUGGGUCCCCUGACGGGUACACUUCGGACCGGGAUCGCAAGGUCGUUGAUGAGGAGGAGGAGUCGGAUCAAGCUGGCGUGAUUCUUGGCAUUCACAACAUGGCAAUUGCAGCUCCACAAAUCAUUGCUACAUUUGCGUCGAGCAUCAUCUUCAGGAUCUUUCAGAAACCACGAGGUGUACCGGGCGAUCAUUCAAUUGCCAUAGUCCUUGCCCUUGGUGGCAUCACCGUCCUUGUUGCGGCGUUCUUUGUGCACUUAAUGAAAGAUGAUCCCACCUCUCCGGCAGACGCACUGGUUAUUGUAGAGGAGGCUGACGCUGGCGGCGUUCCAAGUCGACCUAGCACCGCUCACAGCAGGACUCGCAGUGUGGAGAACCUGCCUAGAGCUAGUUUGGAGCGGGCAACCUUGACGAGAAACAAGAGCUUCGGUGGCGCGGAAUACUAA